UGGAAGCAAAAUGGCGUCGGGCAGUGGGUCUAAGAAUGAUUUUCGGCGCAAAUGGGACAAAGAUGAAUAUGAACAGCUGGCCGAGAAACGCCUUACGGAGGAGAGAGAGAAAAAAGAUGGCAAGCCUGUGCCCCCCGUCAAACGGGAGAAUCUCCGCCACAGAGAUUAUAAAGUGGAUCUGGAGUCAAAACUGGGGAAAACUAUUGUCAUUACAAAGACCACACCACAGGCUGAGAUGGGGGGAUACUACUGCAAUGUCUGUGAUUGUGUAGUAAAAGAUUCCAUAAACUUUUUGGAUCAUAUCAAUGGCAAAAAACAUCAGAGAAACCUGGGAAUGUCCAUGCGAGUGGAGCGUUCUUCACUGGACCAAGUUAAAAAACGUUUUGAAGUAAACAAGAAAAAAAUGGAAGAAAAGGAGAAAGAGUAUGAUUUUGAGGAACGAAUGAAGGAGUUGCGAGAGGAGGAGGAGAAAGCAAAAGCCUACAGAAAAGAGAAGCAAAAGGAAAAGAAAAGAAAGGCAGAAGAAGAGCUCAACUUUGAAGACGAUGAUGAAAUGGCUGCUGUUAUGGGAUUCUCUGGGUUUGGUUCUUCCAAAAAAGGCCAUUGAUCUAUUUCUCUUUUACCUGUUUGCUUACCAACUCCUUUUUUGAAUGGGUAUUCCUAAACGCCAAGGUCCUAUGUCACUGAAAAGUGCAAGAACAUUUAUUAUUCUUUUUCAGGACCACAAAGCUUUUUUUUUUCUUUUCCUCCACACAUGCUGUUAAAUACUCCUGUUUUAGUAAGUGCGGAAAAGCCUCUAGUUGGCAAACCCAUUUUGGGCCCUUGAUCAUAGAAUGUCAUCAUAAUAGCAGCAUUCAGUCAGUUUAAUUUAAACUCCUUAUUAUAAUUAGGUUGUUUUAAGGUAAUUGUUGUAAAUAGGGAUGCAAACUGCAUUUAUUCUUUUGUGAGUUGAGUCGGAAGUAAACCUUGUACUCCUUCUGCAGAAUGGAAAAGAAAAGGUUAAAGCACCUUUUGACCUUAUUAGUAGACAAGAAUUUAAUACAUCUAUUCAAUGGCAGAUCAGGAGGAGCUGUGUCAUGCUGUGAAAAAAUAGUGAAUACACCGAUCAGCCACAACAUUAAAACCACCUGCCUAAUAUAAUAAAAGUCCCCCUCGUGUCGCCAAAACAGCACCAACCCACAUCUCAGAUUAACAUUCUAAUAUGCUUUUCCUCUCACUACAAUUGUACAGAGCGGUUAUCUGAGUUACCAAAGACAUUGUCAGUUCGAACCAGUCUGGCCGUUCUCUGUUAACCUCUCUCAUCAACAAUUUAUUUCCAUCCAUACAUCUGCUGCUCACUGGAUGUUUUUGUUUUUGGCAUCAUUCAGAGUAAACUCUAGAGACUGUUGGGUGUGAAAAUCCCAGGAGAUCAGCAGUUACAGAAAUACUCAAACCAGCCCGUCUGGCACCACAAUCUUGCCACGGUCAAAAUCACAGAGAUAAAAAAAAAAAUCCAAGUCUGAUGGUUGAUGUGAACAUUAACUGAAGCUCCUGACCCGUAUCUGCAUGAUUUUAUGCACUGCUGCCACACGAUUGGCUGAUUAGAUAAUCACAUGGAUGAUUGUUGGUGCCAGAUGGGCUGGUUUGUGUAUUUCUGUAACUGCUGAUCUCCUGGGAUUUUCACACACAACAGUCUCUAGAAUUUACUCUGAAUGGUGCCAAAAACAAAAACAAUCCAGUGAGUGGCAGUUCUGUGGAGAGCAAUUCCUUGUUGAUUAGAGAGGUCAACAGGGAAUGGCCAGACUGGUUCAAACUAACAAAGUCUAUGGUAACAGAUAACCAGUCUGUACAAUUGUGUUGAGAAAUGUAGCAUCUUAGAAUACUAAUCUGAGAAGCGGGUUGGCACUAUUUUGGCAGCACGAGGAUGACUUGCACAAUAUUAGGCAGGUGGUUUUAAUGUUGUGGCUGAUCGGUGUGUGUACAUGUUUUUUUUUUAUAACUGGACUGAUGGAUUGUAAUAUUUUGUGGUUAUUUUGCAUUAAAGCAAUGUUUA
Molecule: messenger RNA, 2032 nt
Organism: Xyrauchen texanus (razorback sucker)
Lineage: Eukaryota; Metazoa; Chordata; Actinopteri; Cypriniformes; Catostomidae
Gene: zmat2
Product: zinc finger, matrin-type 2
Exons: 6
Coding region: 11-607 (198 amino acids)
Biological process (GO): mRNA splicing, via spliceosome
Cellular component (GO): spliceosomal complex; U4/U6 x U5 tri-snRNP complex
Molecular function (GO): nucleic acid binding; zinc ion binding
Source: RefSeq, a predicted model, not a curated record